GAACUGGUCAGCUCAGUGUUUACGUUGAGAUGCUCACAACAAAGGACAGUACACCGCGGAGAGCCUGUCAUUUAAAAUAAAGCACACUGGAUAUCCUCCUUAAAGGGUGAACAUUUACAACUCACAACACCAGGGACAGAGGGCAAAAUAGUGCAAGUCCUCACUGACUUCAUCUUUUACGUGGCGUGCUUUUGUUUUUCUUUUUGGUAAACCAGUCCACAGGGGAGGAAUUAAAGACAAAAAUCUUCCUUUUUUUGUGCCGGUUAAUUGUUAGCUAGCGUGCUAGCCUCAGCAAGUUCGGAGAAGCAGCAGCUGGUGGAGAAGCUAACGAGCCAGUCAGUCAGCCAGCCACGCCGGAGACGUGGGAAAUAAAAAGGACCUUGUCAUUUACAUUGCAGGCAGGACAAGUGCCGCUGCAAGAGACGGACACAUGAGGCAUGAGAGGGUGGAGCUGAGGCUCAGCUGACCCUUCCCCUUCUUCCUCCUCCUUUCCCCGGUCGUCCAUUCGAUCAGCACUUCCCCCUCCCUCCCCCUUCUUUCCCCUUCCUGCAUCCCCCACCCUCUUGGGUCUCACCCAUCUUACCUUCCCUCCUCCAAACCUCAAUCAGCUGUGCCCAAUGUACUCCCCGGAGCAGGAAAACAUCUCCACCACCGCCUCCACCAAAGUGCCAGUGAAGUAUGGAGAGCUCAUUGUGCUGGGGUACAAUGGCUCUCUGCCUAAUGGGGACCGAGGCAGACGUAAAAGUCGUUUUGCACUAUGUAAGAGACCGAAGGCGAAUGGGGUGAAACCCAGCACAGUUCACGUCGCCUGCUCUCCACAGGCAGCCAAGGCCAUAAGCAACAAAGACCAGCACAGCAUCUCUUACACUCUGUCUCGAGCGCAGACUGUGGUGGUGGAGUACACCCAUGACAGCAAUACAGACAUGUUCCAGAUUGGCCGAUCCACAGAGAGUCCUAUAGACUUUGUUGUGACGGACACUGUGGCCGGCAGUCAGAGUAAUGCAGAUACUCAGUCGGUCCAGAGCACCAUCUCCCGCUUUGCCUGCCGCAUUAUGUGCCAGCGCACGCCGCCUUACACCGCCCGCAUCUAUGCUGCGGGAUUCGAUUCCUCUAAGAACAUCUUCCUCGGGGAGAAAGCUGCUAAGUGGAAGACGUCAGAUGGUCAGAUGGACGGGCUGACCACCAAUGGCGUGCUAGUUAUGCAUCCUCGUAACGGCUUUACCCAGGAUUCAAAGCCAGGCGUCUGGAGAGAAAUCUCAGUCUGUGGCAACGUCUUCACCUUACGAGAAACCCGCUCAGCACAGCAACGGGGAAAGAUGGUGGAGACUGAGUCUCAGGAGCUGGUGGACGGCUCUCUCAUUGACCUCUGUGGUGCUACCCUGCUGUGGCGAACAGCUGAGGGCCUGUCCCGCACCCCCACCCUCAAACACCUGGAGGCGCUGAGGCAGGAGAUCAAUGCGGCCCGUCCACAGUGUCCCGUGGGCUUCAACACACUCGCCUUCCCGUCCAUGCGGCGUAAGGACACACCUGAUGAGAAACAGCCGUGGGUCUACCUCCACUGUGGCCAUGUGCACGGCUACCACAACUGGGGCAACCACCGCGAGGAGCGCGAGGGCCGAGAGGGCCGGCUCAGGGAGUGCCCCAUGUGCAGGGCCAAGGGGCCCUAUGUGCCGCUGUGGCUGGGCUGCGAAGCGGGUUUUUAUGUGGACGCCGCUCCACCCACACAUGCCUUCAACCCCUGUGGCCACGUUUGCUCAGAGAAGACGGCGUCGUUUUGGAGUCAGAUCCCACUGCCCCACGGCACACACACCUUCCACGCCGCCUGCCCGUUCUGCGCCCAGCAGCUGACGGGAGAACAGGGCUACGUCAGACUCAUCUUCCAGGGCCCUCUGGACUGAGGACAGCAAACUCCCAGCAUCCUCUGGGUGGAGUAGUGUGGGGAGUCGCUUCAUUUUGGACGUUGACUCUGCAUUAAGAAAGUGUAGCUCCCACAGACUUUUAGUUCUUCUACAGUUAAUAUAUAAACUUUUUUUCUGGACAUUUUGUCUCUCAUUUUUAAGUGACCUUUGUAUUGCUUUUUCAUGAAUGACGACAAAGAUUUCUAUAUUUUCAUGUGAAACCAGAGACACAAAAACCAAACAAAGAACACUGCUGGGGUUGUUUCUCAGAAAGAACUUUUAAAAACAGUAUUUGCAUAAAUUACUAACACACCGUAGGGCAAACAGAUGAUUUUUAUUCAUGUUUAUUGUUGCAAUAUACAUCUGUGUACAUCUCUUAGAGCUAAUUUAAACAAAGAUGUUUAUUUAUGGCCCAGAAAACAUUGCUUCAUCCUUUACCUGUCAGAUAUACCUAUCUUCAAUACUAUUUAGCAUUUAAUUUGAGAAUACAGUAUAUUGUUCAGAUAUAAAGUUGUAGGUGUGUUCUGAGGAUUACGUUCUGUGUCUUUCCGUCAUGUUCACCUCUCAGAUCUGUUUGUCGUAUUUAUAUCCGUCCAACCCCUGGCGUGAUUUCGCUUUAUAUAACGUGUGUUCGGUUUUACUUCUCUCUCAUUAGGCAUCACCAUGGCCUUUUCACAUUUUAAAGCAAUAGAUUUGGAAGGAAAACCUCCUAAAGCAUUAUGGGAAACUGAGUCCUCAAGGCAUCUUGUGUAAGCAGCCAGCCCUUUAAAGCGAAAACCCUUCUGUGUGGAUGAGUGAAUCUUUCUGAUAACAGGUUAUGCAUGAUACCGCAGCCAUGUAGCUACUGUCACAUGACACGCUGAUAACUACACAAACACACACACAAAUGAAUUACACAGCGGAUCAGUGUUGGCACGGUUUGGUUUGUUCUGCUGAUCUGCUGUCACAGUUGGGGUUUACCUGCACAGAUGAAACUAGAGAUGACUGGCGUUUUCAUCAGUGUUAACUGUCACAGUUUUCCAACAUUUUAAUACUUGCAGCAUCGAAGUGUUUUGUAUGACACCUUCAAGCUAAAGACAUUUAGAUCAGAUUUCUGUACCUCACUGAAUAGAAAAGAUAUCACCUGGUCAGUGUUUUAUUAUGGAAUAAGCUUUACAAUGGCGUUAUAUAAAUCAUGUGACUUUAUCAUCAUUUACUUGCAGAAAAUAUUCAGAUUUUUUGCCUAAUUCUUGAAAAUGCAAAAUCCUGGUAAGUUAUUCCAUAGGAUAUUCAGUUGAGCGUACCCCAACUAGUAGUAGUGUUUUCAUUAGUCAUUCAUAUCCUGUUGAUACUCUGUCGCUUAUAAAAGUAUUGUUUCUUUUCCCAAACAUAAAUGUGGACUUUCUUGGGGCACAUUUAGCAGUGAGGAUCUUGAUCUUUGCUCCAUCUGAGUGGAAACAGAGGUUAUGUCUCGAUCUGUAACAUCCCAAAUGCCAUGACCAGAAAAUGCUCCUUUCGGAAAAGGAAUAUAUAGAAACAAUAUAUGCUGUUACAUGGCAUUUGUCAACUUCACAAUAUUACCUUGUAAGGAAUAAUGUUGGAAUAUGAAUGUGUAUGUAAUCACAGUCAGUGAGCCGAUUUGUUUCUAAAUAUUGUGAUAAUAUAUGUCUGAAAUUAUGCACAAAGGCCCAGUUUUUAGUAACAGCAACUGAAUCCUUCACAAACUGUGGGAAAACAUGUAUGAAUACUCCACAUCCACCAUUGUACAACAUCAUCCUGACUCUUUGAACAACUGCAGACCUUGAAGGGUUUUAUAUUCGUCAGUAUUGUAAGACGCUGUUGUUUUCUACCCAGUAACUACGCCUCAUAUUUCAGGUUGAUCACGAUUUCCUUUUGAUUUCAGAUAUCCGGCACUACUUCAGGUAUCAUGAAAUACAAAUAUGCAAAUACACAGAUAUUUUUUUUUUGUUUUCUCCGUGCAGGAAGCCCCUCCUGUCUUUAAUUCCAGCUGUAGCCUUUUGACUCAGGUUUGACGAGUUUAUGUUUUAAAUCCAAAAUGCAACGUUUCUCGUCAUGAAUGUGUCCGUCUACGUGAAGUAGUUAAAACUGAAUGAGCUCCACACUGAAGACAUGAUAUCAGGACUGCCUCUUUCUGCUGUUUUUACAGACUGGAAGUCAUUCUUUUGACUUUUCUGACUAUUUUUUAUGAAUCCUAACAUCUGUCACUUUCAAAGUCCAAAUGUGAUGUGACGAUUAGUGUCGGUUAGGAACAAAAAUAUAAUGUAGCACCGAGUACGGGGUCCACGUUAUAAGACAAUUUUGAUUGGGAUACAAGAAUGUCCACUCCAGGUUGUGAGAUUACAAGAAUUAAUGUGAAAAUGAAAAUGUAAGACUCAUUUAAUUUCCUGCAUAGUCAUUUUGCUCAUAUUGUAGCAGUGAGUGAGCUGUUGAUGAUUUGGUCCAUCAUUAUUUUUUCUCAUUAUUUGAACUUCAGACAGAAAAAGCAGCUGUGUUGAUGUAAUAACAUAAAGCAUGAGUGGACAGAACAGAGGUUUAACCGCCUGUAAAGCCAGAUGUUUGUCAGUUUACUUCCCUGUGGACUGAAUUAUGACCAAUAAGAGCCGACUUUCAUCUGUUUCCCAUGAGGCUUUUCAUUGUAAGCGCAAAUACGUUUUUUUUUUUUUAUUUUUAUACUGAACAUGAAGGUGUUCUCGACCUGAUUCUACCUCUAGAACAUGGGUCGGCAACCUUUGCAAUCUAAAGAGCCAUUUUAGGACUGAAAUAGAAAAAAAAAAUGUCUGGAGCCAAAAGAUAUCAUUAUAUCUUUCUUCAAAGUUGUAGCUGUUUUAAGAAGCUCUUUAGGAUUAGUUUGUGCAGAAUAUGUGGAGAAUAAUUAUACUUUUCUUUUUUCUUUUGUUCAGACAAGGUAUAGUUUUUAGAUGUUACCUGCUUGACUAUACCUUGUCUGAACAAAAGAAAAGUAUAAUUACAUUAACAGAAUACAAAAUGAAUGUCAUUAGCCUUAUGUUGAGAAUGAAUGAAAGUUUCAGUGUAUUUACAGAACCACAAAGAAAUUACAGAACUGAAGAAAAUGGAUAUUUGUCACUAUUUUCAUUCAAAACCUAACUGGUAUGUGAAGACUUUCUUUGCAAUGAAGAAUACAGAUGAGUAGCUUCAGUGUCUUAGAAUUAAGAAGUAAUCUACUUCUACUACUACUACUAUUUUUUUAAAAAUUCAUUUGGAGUAUAGUCUACAUUCUUACAACUGCAUAACAUCAGAAUCACUUUAUGGUUGUGACAAUAAUGGCAAAAUGUGUAAAAAAAACAAAACAAAACAUAAGUGUCAUUCAUUUCCAUAGCCACAUUGAGCCAUCGGAAAAGGGCCCAAGAGCCCCAGGUUGCCCACCCCUGCCCUAGAGCGAUAUAAAAACUGCAGAAAGCAGUGAAAAAGGGAGUUGGCGGUCCUGAUAUCUUGCACAUUGUGUAAAAGUUCACAACUUCAUCCACUUGGAGCUUAAAGGCAAGAGGCACUGACACUGUAGAAACAUCUUUACUCCCAAAUUGUACACAGCUCGUCACGCUGUUUCAGGUCUGUGUGAGGUGUGAAUUCACAAAUAAUCUGCAGGUAUCAGUCGUGUGUAUGUGUGUGUCAGAGAGAGACUGUAAUUUAAGUGCUCAUGAUGAUUGUAUGUGUAAAGCUUUCAGUAUGUGUGUUUGUGUCCACACAGUUGUUCUCCACACAGUUUUCAUCAGUGUCUUCCCAGCGCUCGGACUGCAACACACACCGACCCACCUCAGGGAGAAAAAUAAACCCCACCUAUGUCACAUUCACACACACGAACACACUGAGCUGAGGUCUUAUGAGGAUACCUCGUCGGUCUAAGACUAUCAUGGACUUGAGUUUUGUGUCGUGUGUCCCUUACUGGUCUACUUGUGUUUUCAUUGGACUCUGAGGCUCCGUCUCUCUCUGUGGAGAAAGCAUGUGGGUUAGGGCUUCACUCUGUACUGUCGUCGUCAUCCUGUUUUUACUCGUCCGUCCAUCCCAUCAUCCUCCACCGGCUCCUCGUCUCCUCCAGAGUCUCCUUGUGCUUUUGAGGCAAAACAAAGAAUGUUUCCAGCAAACACUUUUUUGUAACAACUUUAAACAAUAAAGUGUAAAAGUGACAU
Sphaeramia orbicularis (orbiculate cardinalfish) is the source of this 6043-nucleotide messenger RNA. It is a transcript of the gene peli1b, whose product is annotated as pellino E3 ubiquitin protein ligase 1b. NCBI's taxonomy places the organism in Eukaryota, Metazoa, Chordata, Actinopteri, Kurtiformes, Apogonidae. The record is from RefSeq and is a predicted model, not a curated record. Gene Ontology annotation, biological process: protein K48-linked ubiquitination; regulation of Toll signaling pathway. Gene Ontology annotation, molecular function: protein binding; ubiquitin protein ligase activity. The coding region runs from base 618 to 1898 and encodes 426 amino acids. The transcript is spliced from 7 exons.